CGCGCGGGCCGCCGCGGGCGCCCCUCCGCGGGCCUCCGCGGGCGCCGCGGGGCGGGCGGCUCGGGAGGCGGCCUCGGGCGGCCCGCCGCUCGAGGACAUCCGCCCCAGGGCGUCGCGCUCGACCUUGCAUUCGACAGCGCGGAGGCCCUGAGGAGCCAUGACCUGCGGAUCCAGGCAGAGCUCAGGCGGCGCCUGGAGCGGCCCUUCCUCAGCGCAGACUCGGGCCUCUUCGAGAUGGCGAGGGAGAAGUCGUGGGUGAUGGACAGACGUGGACCGCGCCCGGUAUACCGAUGCCGAGAGCGUGUUUGACGCUCUCGCGAAAACAGUUGAAGGGCACCAUCCAGUACGCUUGCUACGCAUGUCUUGGCUGCUGCAGAUGGAGGAGAAUGUGUUGAAACGGCGCCAGGAGCUCCCCGAUAAUGCGUUCGUGUCAGCUGAAGAGCUACGGGACGUGUGGGAAGACGGUAGGCGUGGAGGACCUGACCGGGCCCUUCCCAUCGUGGCAGUCUCUGCCUGUUGGGACACACGGGAACACCCUGAUCCCACCGGAAGGCAGUUGAAAAUGAUCGUGGACACGCUCAAGUCUGAGCGCACGAAAUAUUGUCAGCGGUGGUUUCUGUUUGGAGGUUUCAGCGAAAUGGGGGUAUUCUGGGACUGGCCGUCGCUGCUUCAAGGAAACACCCAAAGGUCCAUUGCGGCGAGGCAGGCUGCGCUCGCGGAGCACAAGACCGAGCAGGAGGCCGUGGCAGCCGCGUCAGAUGCAGAGCGCACGCCCAGUGAGAAGGCGGCUUUCGGCUACGCCCUGCACCAGACGAUGGACCUUUGGUAUGCCCACCAGGGCACCACGGUGCUCCUCGUCACGCAGCACCCGCGCGAGAGGGGCAGCCAGCGGGAGCAGGGCUAUGAGGAGUCGGGUUGGGCCACCUACGAGCGUUGCUCGGCCGAGCAAAUCAAAACGGGCAACCGAUUGGUUGCAAAGUGGGAUUCCGUGUUGGACCUUGGCAGUAGCACAUGCAGCGUCAAGGCAGUGGGUAGAUGUUGGCCAGUGGGCCCUCAAGCUUUUGACGGUCUGAUUCAGACCAAGUCAUUCACGAACAGUGCCGAUCGCACUGCGGUCAAGGAGCUCUAUCGGAAGAUGAGCACUGCGCAUCUCGGCAGCGUGAGGGAGAUUUCGCAGGGAUGCCGCGCCCAGAGCCCGCCGACAUAGCCCGCCUCGGGGGUUGCUUGCUUUUCUGCCGGAGCCUAGAGAAGCUUGACCUGGAUUGCGUUCAGGGCUCUGGGGCAGGGGCCUCCGCGCGCUGCUCGCGCCCCUGGCGGCCGCGCCCCGGGCGGCGGGGCCACCGCUCCCGGCGCUGAGGCUGCUCUCCUUGAGGCACAAAGCGGUCGGCGACGCGGAGGCCGAAUUGCUUGCCUCCGCGCUCCCCGCCGCCCCAGCGCUGACGUGGCUCCGGCUCUCUGACAACGCUAUCGGCGGCGCGGGGGCCGAGGCGGUCGCCGCCGCGCUCCCCGCCGCACCAGCGCUGAGGGUGCUCGACCUCGCCUCCAACGCGGUCGGCGACGUGGGGGCCGAGGCGGUCGCCGCCGCGCUCCCCGCCGUCCCGGCGCUGAGGAUACUCGACCUCACCUCCAACGCGAUCGGCGACGCGGGCGCCGAGGCGCUCGCCGCCGCGCUCCCCGCCGCCCCAGCGCUGGAGAGGCUCCGCCUCCGCUCGAACGCGAUCUGCGACGCAGGGGCGCAGGCGAUCGCCGCCGCGCUUCCCGCGGCCCCGGCGCUGCUGACGCUGGCCCUCGCCUCCAAUGCGAUCGGCGACGCAGGUGCCGAGGCGCUCGCCGCCGCCCUGGCGCCCGGGAAGCUCGACCUCAAGUGGUGACGCGGUCUGCGAUGCGCUGAAGUUCUGCGGACGGCGAAAGUUCUGACAUGAACUUCCCAGCGCCAUCGCAAAAGGCGCCCACGAAGCCGAAGACGUGGAUUCCCCAUCCGACAGGUUGGGGCUCGUCUUUGACUGGUGUAUGUGAUUGGCGUAUGCUCUUGGCAGCAAGAACGGGCCCACGAGAGGCCCUUUUGCUCGGAGCCGUUGUCUGCCGACCACGACGUUUGCUGUUCCUCCGCCUUGCCUCCCUUGUGGCCGCUCGGCUGGCCCCUGCCUGGGCGCGGCCGAGCUUUGCUGUUGGUGCGCCUCGUUGUGCAUGAGAUACUUCUCGGUCGUAUUGACCAGAGCAGGGGCUUCGGCCAAGAAGAGCUCCAGGAAUUGAGCGUUCCCCUAGUUCCCGUCCAGGGUCGCUUGUUUCAGGGACCUCAGGUGCUGGCAGGCAAAAACCAUCGCGCGGUUGACCUUACCCUUGACGAGCAGAUCGAGGAUCUUGCACAGAAGGGCCAGUUCGGACUUGAUCCUUUUCGACGAAAUCUAUUUCGUCGAGAGAACCCACAGGAAGAAGGCGCUGACCGGCGGCGGAGGUGGCUGGUCCUUGCUCUCUUCGUUGUUAUUGUUCGCCUCGUCUCCAGGCGACACCUGCUUCGCCAUCGUUCGAAGGAAACGCUUGGCGAGGCGGCCCGGGUUGUGUCACGCGAAGCGCAAGAGCCGCUCCUGGGUCACAGUGGACCGGCUCCCUGAAGCCGAGGCUACGUGAAAACCCAUCUCCUCUGAGUCGCUGCAGCUCGAGACUCGCAUGUACCUUUUCCUCCUCCGGUUGGGCGAGUCGGGCGAGGCCCCGCGCGCUGGGCGGUCCUCGCGACGCCGUCCCUUCUCUGGGCUGUCCUGGGCCUCACCGCGUUCGUGUUUGGGCCUUCCCUCGCGGUCCCGGUCCCCGAGCCUGCCGUCGCGGUCCCUUCUGCCGUUCUGGGGAACGUCUUCUCCUGCUCUCUUUUUGGCCCUCUCGGCUCAGGCGGAGCACGGUCUGGUUCCCCGUCCUCCGGUGCCGGUCGGCCCCCUCGCCCCUCGCCAGCUUCGAGCCGGCAGCUUCUGCCUCGUGCCGUCGCCUCGGCCGGCACCGGGGGGGCCAUCACGAGCGCCAUCCCACAUGGCGCCGUCAGGGGCCCCAGAACCCCGCCGCUCCCCUUUCCGAGGGGCCCCGCGAGGCGGUGGUGCUGGAGGCGGUGGGACCCGUCGUCCUCUUUCGGCUUCCUCUUCUCGUCCUCGUCGCGGUUGACUCGCCCUCCUCCUGGGCCACGCUGCUCUUCCUCCUCCUCGUCCUCAUCCGGCUGUUUCUUGCCGUCUCCGAGGGUUCCCAAACCUUGGUUUUGAACUUUUUUGGCAAUCCACAUUAUCUUGUCCUUCUAAGUGUAAUCAAUUGCGACCGGCCUCCAUACCUCUAUGUGAAUUCGUUGCGGCCUUGGUGCUUCCAGCACUCCGCGGCAUGGUCGGGACACAGGUGGUAGCAUCCCUUUGUGGGCCACCCGCCACCGAGCAUCCAUUGCGCGUCACAGUCGACGGAAAUGGGCCAGAGCAUUUUCCAUUAGGGUUGCUCUUGUUCGAAUGGGACAUUGAUUCGCCACAAGGGCAGUUGGUGUCUCACCUCCAGGCUGACCGACGGACGGAUUGCAUUUGUCGGCGCAUAGGCCCGCGCGAAAAUUUCGCACGGAGACUGCCAGUCUAAGCAUCAACGUGUCCGUGUCCCUUGGCUCUACAAAGCACAUAUGCAGUGCGCACGGUUUUAGAAAUAUCGUAUCUUGCGCAGGAGACGACUUGUAUAAUCCUAUGAAUAGUGGUCUCCAUGUUCGUUAACCCGAAGCACUUAUCUUCCCAACCUCAGCCCAAAGUCUCUCUAUAAUUGUGGCUUCGGAAUUCGUUGAUGCGUUCAUUGCAGCAGGGGAUGGCGCUUACGACUUAAAGUUAGUCUUCGCCAUCGCCAUGCUUGCGAGUGAUGACAGCUCGGGGCCUUUUUGCUGCGCGCCUUUCUGCGGCGAGACGUAUAAGAGCUUCUUCUGUGUAGAAUUUGCACCGGAGCGUUUUCCUAGCAAGGUGUCGCAAUGCUUCAUUCGACAAGCACGAGUGGGGAGUUGUUCUGAUUUUGCAGAUCGAGUUGCCCGACGAAAAGAUGUGGUGUGCCUGCGGGGUCAGACGCGC
Molecule: messenger RNA, 4064 nt
Organism: Prorocentrum cordatum
Lineage: Eukaryota; Dinophyceae; Prorocentrales; Prorocentraceae
Source: the annotation of a GenBank genome assembly